GAGAUGGAGGUGUCCAUGAUACCCGGCUCCGUGACGAAGGAGCAUUUCGAGUCGCAGCUCUUGCCUGGCCUGCGCGCUGCAGAUCCGCAGCCGCUGGUGGUGCCUUACUGCACCGUGGGCUACCGCUCUGGUGUCUACGCAAAGGAGCUCAUGGACAAGCACGGGCUGCAGAACGUGCGCAAUGGCGAGGGUGUGAUCAUGUGGACCUUCGACGGAAGCGGACUGGUCCGCCCAGCGAGCGGCGUGGCCGGGACGGUCGUCGGCAAGGCUGCCGAGGACGCCGGGGAGGCGCUUACGUCGGCAUGGCAGCCCGUCACCCGCGUCCACGUCUAUGGCAAACCCUGGGACAUGGCAGCGGAAGGAUACACCACAGAGUUCUUCUCCCAGACGGGAGGUGCAUGGCGCUUCCUGAAGCAGAAGUGCUCGAA
Messenger RNA from Symbiodinium necroappetens, 428 nucleotides. NCBI's taxonomy places the organism in Eukaryota, Dinophyceae, Suessiales, Symbiodiniaceae. The record is from the annotation of a GenBank genome assembly.